CAGUAAUUGGCCAUUAGGGAGAGAGAGAGAGAGAGUAAAUCUUGCAGCAAGUAAAAAGACACAGGUUCUGAAAAGAGUGGGAGAGGCUACAAUAUUACAGAGAGUAGAAAAUGGAAUCUCCGAGUUUUUCUGUAAGGAAGGUUUUGGCUUUCCUUCAUUGUCUUUGACGCCGACACUUGCGCUCUUCUCUCUCUCUGUCUCUCUCGUCUUACAUGCCUCGUUGGUCUUCUAUAAAUAAGUCUACAUUAACGUGUAUUGAACUCCCCUAAUACCUAAAUUUUUAGUACUUUUCCCCUUUUCGUCUUGAAAAUAAGAACGCCCUGAGGUGGUAUGGAGGACUUGGGUUCUCUGUGGAGUUAUCAAGAGAGUAUGGAUGAGCUGAAGCAGAAGCUUUUCUACACUACUGUUGAACUCGAAUCACUCAAAAUGGAAGCAAAUGAGGAAAUCAGAAAGAACAAGGAGUAUGUGAAGAAUUUACUCAAUCUUCUAAAGAUUGCAACCCAAGAACGAGAUGAAGCUAGAGCUCAAUUGCAGAAGCUUCUAAGCAAGCUCUUGCCCUCUAGCCCUUCUGAAUUACCCAACAUAUUCCCUCAUUUCCAGACUGAAAGUCCCCUUGUAAUACCUACUAAAGCAAACUCAAGCAUAACAGAAUCAAACAGUCUGUCUGAAACAUACAACCACCAGUCACAUGGAUCUUCCCCAGUCGAUUCCUUCUUUGAUGCUGUUUCAUCCCCAGAUUUCUCAAACAUUAAUGUGGCUGAUUCAAGUAACAUCAGUUUUUUGAACCAGCCUUCUGUUCAGAAGUAUAAUGGCUCUAUGUCCACAGGCAUAGCCUCUUCACAGAUUAACCCGGCUUCUGAUGUAAUUGAUAAUCUUGUUAAAGGAAAAGCUCUUCCUACAAAAGGAAAACUCCUACAGGCUGUUAUGGAAGCUGGUCCUUUACUUCAGACACUUCUUGUUGCAGGGCCACUUCCUCGUUGGCGAAAUCCUCCUCCUUUGCAACCUUUCAAGAUUCCUCCUGUCUCCAUUGAGGGUCAUGAGACGGCAAUGAUAAAUUUUAAGUCUGCUCCAAAUGGGAGCAGCAUGGUUCAUAAACCACUGAAUUCAUCCUCAUCUCCUGUAAUGUCUCGUGGGAGUUCUCAAACUUGUUCUGCAUCUGUGUUAAACUUUGCCGAUGAUCUUUCUAGUUCAUGUUUGAACAAUCCUCGGCUAUUGAUUUCUUGUGCUAGUUUCAACAAUUAUGUCCCAGCAGCCAAGCGGCAAAGGUUUCAAUGAAAUCACUAAACUUUGCUUCAGUGGCUGAUUGUGUACAUGGGAUAUACUUUAUUUUCGGUUUUGAACUUUGAAUGACAUAGCCCUUCAACUUGGUUUA
Molecule: messenger RNA, 1372 nt
Organism: Juglans microcarpa x Juglans regia
Lineage: Eukaryota; Viridiplantae; Streptophyta; Magnoliopsida; Fagales; Juglandaceae
Exons: 2
Coding region: 331-1275 (314 amino acids)
Source: RefSeq, a predicted model, not a curated record